Anoplophora glabripennis (Asian longhorned beetle) is the source of this 2021-nucleotide messenger RNA. RefSeq names its product galectin-4. The transcript has 7 exons. The record is from RefSeq and is a predicted model, not a curated record. The coding region runs from base 230 to 1399 and encodes 389 amino acids. Gene Ontology annotation, molecular function: carbohydrate binding; galactoside binding. Lineage: Eukaryota; Metazoa; Arthropoda; Insecta; Coleoptera; Cerambycidae.
UUUUAGACGAUUCCGUCAUUUGGUUCAGUAGCAUUGAAGAUAACAACCAAAUAGAAAUUAGUCAUAAACUGAAGGUAUAUGUUAGUUGUUUAAAUGAAUAAGGUUACACCUAUAGUCUACAAAACCUCGACGCUAUAUUUAUUUAUAUCUGCUGUUGAUUCGCGGCUUUGAUUUACAUGAAAACGAAAUGUACUGGUGUUAGACCUCAGUAGAUGCUUGGUCAAUAAAAAUGCCAGAAAUAAGUAAACACAAACGAAAAAACGUAGACCGAAGAAAGAGUGGUUGUGGUGCGUGUUCCUGUUGUUUUUUUCCACGGAAAAAAGUCAAAGAGGGGCAUUUAGAAGCACGGAAUGAAUCCUUGGUAAAAUCUAGUCACCCUGUCAUCUUGGAGAAACCACCACAUAUAGAAGACCUACCUGCACCCCUCAAGGCCGGAUCCUGUAUAAGGUUUAAUGGAUACGUGAGACCUGAAUGCACAAGGUUUGCAGUGAACUUGUUAUGUGGCAAGACUAAAGAAAGUGAUAUAGCAGUCCACAUAAACCCACGUAUAUCUCAAAGACAUGUUGUUCGAAACACUCGAAUCCAGGGUAAAUGGGGAGACGAAGAGACAACCUCCAUAGCCAAAUUCGACCUGCACAGGAAUAAGAAGUUCGCCAUCGACAUUGUCGUUACAGAAUCCGAAUUUCUAGUGUCCAUAAACGGAAAACAUGUUUGCGCCUUUGUUUUCCGUCUGCCCAUCUCGAAAAUCACCACUCUCAUGGUCGAUGGUGAAGUCGACGUGGAGGAUGUCCAAUACACGAAACUCGAGAUUUAUCCGCAUAUUGGGCCGCAGAAUGCGCCUUACGUCGUCCCCACGGGAGAUGGCCAGAACAAGGAUACCGUUCAGCAGUUGAAUAUCAGCAGUUCUGAUUUAGACGCUGGCGAUGAUGACGUUCCAGUGACAGCGACAUUACCAAAGGGAUUUCAGAAAAACUGGCAAUUGGAAAUUUGCGGCCGGGUGAAAAUUCUGCCUUCCGCGUUCUACAUUAAUUUACAGAAAGGAUCGCAGUUGUGGCCCCAUCCCAUCAUACCGCUGCAUUUAAAUCCCAGAUUCAAUACCUUAGCCUUCGUCCGAAACGCCUGGCUUGGCGGUAAGUGGGGUAAAGAAGAAUGUUCUCCUGCGUUCCCCUUCGGUCCAGGUGAGACCUUUAAUGUGGCUAUCCGGAAGAACGACGAUCAUUUCUCCGUUUGGGUUGACGGAAAGUUAGCAGGAGAGUUCAAGUUUAGAGGCCCGGUCGAUCAGAUUGACUCCCUCUACAUCCACGGUGAUGUUGUCGUGAAGACGUUGUACAUGAGGGAACACAUCGAUGAUAAAUACUUCAGCAAGAGUCAAGAAAAUCUCAAACCAAUGCCGUUGUAGCUUCUUCAGAAGAUAGUUUGAUAUGCGGAUAUGAUUCCGAUACGAAGAAAAAGGUUUCUAUUUUCCAAAAAUACUCUUCUGCUUAAAAGUACGCUGCAAUUGUAACAUACAUUGAAGUUCUACGUAGAUAUAAUAAUUAUAAAAGGAAACUUCAACUUUGCCGGUUUCAAAGGAAUAUAUUAAGAGGUUUGUUGAUGUUAAAAUUUUAAACAAAGGUUAAAUUAAUAUCAAGAGGGUCACAUCCACUUCUUUUCUAGUAUAUAUGUGAAAUGUCUCGUUAUUUAUAUCAACCUUAAUUAAUUUAUCCUUAUACUGCCUUCGCAAUGCUUUUUUGAUGUAAAAAUUGUUAAGUGUAAAAUUAACAUGCUAUUCUAUUUCAAAUACUUACAUAUGUUUUACAAUAGUGAAGGAUUUUUGAAAAUUUUUAAAAUUAGUAAAGAUUCGUAUUUUAUUUUAUAUUACCUACAUUUAAAAUAUUCUUACUUAGAUAUUACUUUUUUACCACAAUGUAAUUAUUGUCCUCCGUUUUAUAUUUCAGAUGUCCCCAAAAAUUGUUUUCUUUGGUUUUUAAAUGUUAUUUAUUGUAUUAUUAUUGAACUUGUAUUGUAUAAACAAUUUUUAA